GGUCAAAGAAGAGAGAGAUUUGUAUAAUGUUUGCACCUGUGUGCAUGGAUUUAUUUGGAUAGAAUAACAACUAUUUAUUUUUGGAAAUUAGUGAAGGUAGAUGAGUGUGACAUUUAUGCUCUAAUGCAUCAGUUAACAGGUGACAGGUUAAGGAGACAAUUUACUAGCAUUUUUCUCGCCUUCAUAUUGUUUCAAAUCCGUGUGACUUUGUUUAUUAACUUAUUCUGUGAAUCACAUCAUCACAAGAGAAAAUAUUAUGGGCAAUGGGCGACCUUUGCAAGAUCCUGGUUCCUAAUAGACGCUAGGAUGCAGCCUCCAGGAAAGAUCGCCUCUAUGUGCUCAGUGCGGCUUCAAGGGAAACAUAAACCCAUUUACCAUCCACUGAGUGAUAUUGGAGAUCAUGUGGUGGUCAUGAACACCAGACACAUCGCCUUCUCUGGAAAUAAAUGGGAACAGAAAGUGUAUUCGUCUCACACUGGUUACCCUGGAUCAUUUAAACAGCUCACCGCAGCCCAAAUGCACAAAAAAGACCCAACAGCUAUCAUUAAACUUGCUGUUUACGGGAUGCUUCCCAAAAACCUCACCAGAAGGACCAUGAUGCAACGGCUUCACCUCUUUCCAGAUGAUGUCCUUCCUGAGGAUAUUCUGAAGAACCUGACAGAGGAACUUCCUCAACCUAGAGAGAUUUCUCGCAAGCUCAGCGAGUACACGCAGGAGGAGCGGGACGCUUUCCCCAUGCUUUGGACCCCGCCAGAAGACUACAAGAUGAAAUGAACGUCAAAAUGCAGUUUCCCGGAUCUUGUGUAUUAGUUUGUCCAGGAGUUUGGGACAUGGAAAUGUUUUUUUUUUUUAUAUAUAUAUUGUUAAUGUGAAAUAAAUUAUGUCUCAAAAUGAUAAAAAUAAACAGUUCAUUUGUCAA
Ctenopharyngodon idella (grass carp) is the source of this 919-nucleotide messenger RNA. RefSeq names its product mitochondrial ribosomal protein L13 (gene mrpl13). Gene Ontology annotation, biological process: negative regulation of translation; translation. The transcript has 7 exons. Bases 124 to 774 code for a protein of 216 amino acids. The record is from RefSeq and is a predicted model, not a curated record. Gene Ontology annotation, cellular component: ribosome; mitochondrial large ribosomal subunit. Gene Ontology annotation, molecular function: structural constituent of ribosome; mRNA binding. NCBI's taxonomy places the organism in Eukaryota, Metazoa, Chordata, Actinopteri, Cypriniformes, Xenocyprididae.